AUGGAUGCUCAGGUGACGAAAGCAACAGCCGUCUCUCCCGUGGUUCCCUCUGCUCCUGGACAAGAAACCAAAGAGGAGCAAAGGGAGCAAGACAAACAAAAGCGGCCGUCUGUGGUGACAGCCCAGGCUGAUGCUUCCAAGAAAGUGACGAAAGCAACAGCCGUCUCUCCCGUGGUUCCCUCUGCUCCACGACAAGAAGCCAAAGAGGAGCAAAGGGAGCAAGACAAACAAAAGCGGCCGUCUGUGGUGACAGCCCAGCCUGAUGCUUCCAAGAAAGUGACGAAAGCAACAGCCGUCUCUCCCGUGGUUCCCUCUGCUCCAGGACAAGAAGCCAAAGAGGAGCAAAGGGAGCAAGACAAACAAAAGCGGCCGUCUGUGGUGACAGCCCAGCCUGAUGCUUCCAAGAAAGUGACGAAAGCAACAGCCGUCUCUCCCGUGGUUCCCUCUGCUCCAGGACAAGAAGCCAAAGAGGAGCAAAGGGAGCAAGACAAACAAAAGCGGCCGUCUGUGGUGACAGCCCAGCCUGAUGCUUCCAAGAAAGUGACGAAAGCAACAGCCGUCUCUCCCGUGGUUCCCUCUGCUCCAGGACAAGAAGCCAAAGAGGAGCAAAGGGAGCAAGACAAACAAAAGCGGCCGUCUGUGGUGACAGCCCAGCCUGAUGCUUCCAAGAAAGUGACGAAAGCAACAGCCGUCUCUCCCGUGGUUCCCUCUGCUCCAGGACAAGAAGCCAAAGAGGAGCAAAGGGAGCAAGACAAACAAAAGCGGCCGUCUGUGGUGACAGCCCAGCCUGAUGCUUCCAAGAAAGUGACGAAAGCAACAGCCGUCUCUCCCGUGGUUCCCUCUGCUCCAGGACAAGAAGCCAAAGAGGAGCAAAGGGAGCAAGACAAACAAAAGCGGCCGUCUGUGGUGACAGCCCAGCCUGAUGCUUCCAAGAAAGUGACGAAAGCAACAGCCGUCUCUCCCGUGGUUCCCUCUGCUCCUGGACAAGAAACCAAAGAGGAGCAAAGGGAGCAAGGCAAACAAAAGCGGCCGUCUGUGGUGACAGCCCAGCCCGAUGCUUCCAAGAAAGUGACGAAAGCAACAGCCGUCUCUCCCGUGGUUCCCUCUGCUCCUGGACAAGAAGCCAAAGAGGAGCAAAGGGAGCGAGACAAACAAAAGCGGCCGUCUGUGGUGACAGCCCAGCCUGAUGCUUCCAAGAAAGUCCUUCUAGUGAAAGAGAAAGAGCACUUUGCUUUAUCAGAGAUGCCAUGCCAGGCUCAGGGAGAGCUGUUCCCAGCCCAACAGCAGGAAGAGCAGCUCAGGCAGCAGGUGGAAGAGCCACAGCAGAAUGGCCAGAACAUUAAGGCAGAGCCACAAGCAGAGCUGCCCGAAGCUCAGAGUGCCAUCAUGGUAGUGAAGAGGAGGAACAAAAAAGACAUGAGAAGAAUUCAAGAAGAGAUGAAUCUCCAGCACAGGGGCGAUCAACAAAACCAGGUAAGUGAGAGAGUGGCAGCCACUUCUCUCACGAAACUUCCUCUCUAUUUUCUCCAGACCAUCAAGGAAGAUGUGCAGGCAGAGCUGCAGAAAACUGAAGCUAGGAUGAAGGUAUGGGAGAAGAGGCUGGAGGAAGAAAUGAAAAUCAUCACAGAGGAAGUUAAUUCCCUCCCUCAGGCUCUACAAAAUCAAGUGGAAGUGUUGCUAUCUCGCCUGGCAGCCUGCGAAGACUUCCAGCAACCAACUGGUGAUGAAGAGCCUCAAGGUUGGCGUGAAGAACAGGAACAGUGCCCACCAGAAGUGCUAAAUUUUCAGCAUAACUACAUGGGCUCUGGCAGUAAACCUGCUGCCGCAGCAGCAUUACCUCCAGGAACCCAUUCUGUCAAACCUGGGAACUCGAUCUUGGGCAGUUCCUUCAUGUCUUUAAGACAGAAGAUUGAGAAGGGGUACCUGGAGAUGCUGGGGAGAAUGGUAAACAUGGAAAAUCCCACAAUGAAAUACACGGAACUGGAACACAUUGGCAGCGGGUCUUUUGGAAAUGUGGUUAGAGCACUCAACAAUGCUACAGGGGGAGAGGUGGCUAUAAAGAAAAUAAAUCUUCAAGAACUGAGGAAAAAGCAACUAACCUUUCAUGAAAUCAUGAUCAUGAAGAAGCAUAGGAGUCCCAGUGUUGUGAGUUAUUUAGACAGCCACCUUCAGGGUGAGGAACUCUGGCUGGUUAUGGAGUACAUGGACGGAGGCACCCUGGGCGAUGUCAUCAGCAAGACCAACUUGUCUGAAGAUGAGAUGGCAGCCAUCAGUCGGGAGUGCCUGCAAGGACUGGAUUUUCUCCACUCAAACUACGUGAUCCACCGAGAUGUAAAGAGCACCAACAUCCUUCUCAGAACCGACGGCUCUGUCAAGCUGGCUGAUUUUGGCCUCUCUACUCGGCUCACCCCUAAGCAGAGUAGAGGGUGCGUGGUAGCUGGGACUCCUUGGUGGAUGGCGCCUGAAGUGGUGACGCAUCAACCAUAUGGCCCCAAAGUGGACAUAUGGUCUUUUGGAAUUGUGGGAAUUGAAAUGAUAGAUGGAGAACCUCCUUACUGGAACCAAAGUCCUGCCUUGGUUAAACACCUGAUAGCUACAGUAGGGACCCCACAGCUGCGGCAGCCCAAGCUCCUCUCAGCUUGGCUGCAUGACUUCCUGAGCUGCUGCCUGCAGGCAGAUGAGGAGCGGCGCUGGUCUGCCAAGGAGCUCCUGCAGCAUCCAUUUGUAGUAUCAGCCAAGCCAGCAUCCAUCCUGGCACGACUCGUCAUUUCAGUCCAGAAGAGGAGGAAGUAGGAGACAAGAAUGCAACAAUUAUGUCCACAAUCUUAGGAUUGGAAUUAAAUAAAGUUUCAUUGGAAUUAAAUAAAGUAACAUCAACUCA
This is a messenger RNA of Passer domesticus (house sparrow), 2881 nucleotides long. RefSeq lists its product as uncharacterized. Bases 1 to 2793 code for a protein of 930 amino acids. Gene Ontology annotation, biological process: intracellular signal transduction; regulation of axonogenesis; protein phosphorylation. The record is from RefSeq and is a predicted model, not a curated record. Gene Ontology annotation, molecular function: ATP binding; protein serine/threonine kinase activity. Gene Ontology annotation, cellular component: cytoplasm. NCBI's taxonomy places the organism in Eukaryota, Metazoa, Chordata, Aves, Passeriformes, Passeridae. The transcript is spliced from 21 exons.